Adelges cooleyi (spruce gall adelgid) is the source of this 974-nucleotide messenger RNA. RefSeq lists its product as uncharacterized. Bases 128 to 853 code for a protein of 241 amino acids. The record is from RefSeq and is a predicted model, not a curated record. Lineage: Eukaryota; Metazoa; Arthropoda; Insecta; Hemiptera; Adelgidae. The transcript is spliced from 4 exons.
UAUGGGUUUUUUCCUUUUUAUGCGCAAUUUUAGAAUUUAUGAGUUGGAAAUUAGCCUUAGAAGAUAAGUCUAACAUAUACGAAUACGGCUCUCGAAAAAGAAAAAGAUUUCUAACAGCUAAUACAACAUGGAUAAACUGUAUUCUACGGUUUUUGUGUUGAUGGUCGUUGUGUUGAUUGGAACAAUGAGCCAGUCAGCACUAUAUAAAGUCAUUUGGAAUUUGACGAUGGACAGCCGCCAUUUGCAAUGCAGUGUAGAUAUGAUUUCCUACCCGGGUUUUGGCAUGGUGUUGCCCGAAGUCAAAAACCUUGACAGAACUUCACUUAUUGAAUUUGGAAAACCAAAUUUUCCGAUCCUGCAGGUCGUCAAACAGUUAUAUAAGGAAGAACAAGUCAUUUGGAAUUUGACGAUGGACAGCCGCCAAUUGCACUGCAGUGUAGAUAUGAUUUCCUACCCGGGUUUUUGCAUGGUGUUGCCCGAAGUCAAAAGCCUUGUCAGAACUUCUCUUAUUGAAUGCGGAAAACCAGAUUCGUCGAACCUGCAGGUCGACACCCAAGUUGUUGGAACGACCUUUCUGACUGGCAUCCAGGAAAUAGGCAAAGGCCUAUUCGCAAAGGUGCGUUACGCAGUUGUGGUCAGUGCAGUAGCUAUUGUGCUGCUCUUUGCUAGUAUUGUAAUACUGGUUCUCUUAUUCACGGCUAUUGCACCUUUGCUACUUAUAUUGACGUCUUAUGCACUGUUGCUGAAACUACUGACUAUCAUGGUAUUUCUGCCGCUUUUUCUAGUAUGGGUAAUCGUCAGUGUCAUUGUAACUUAUAUCGUUAUUCAUUUGAAACUUUCACAUAUCAUGUAAUGUUAUCAUACAUUAACAAUUUUCGCAUAACUUAUAUUAUUAUUGUAUAAACUAAUUGUAUAUACUCCAAGCAGCUGUACACCACAACCAUGGUGCAUAACCCGUCUUAUACAACUUGGAA